This is a messenger RNA of Boleophthalmus pectinirostris (great blue-spotted mudskipper), 2994 nucleotides long. RefSeq names its product toll-like receptor 21 (gene tlr21). Lineage: Eukaryota; Metazoa; Chordata; Actinopteri; Gobiiformes; Gobiidae. The record is from RefSeq and is a predicted model, not a curated record. Gene Ontology annotation, molecular function: protein binding; transmembrane signaling receptor activity. Gene Ontology annotation, cellular component: membrane. Gene Ontology annotation, biological process: inflammatory response; toll-like receptor signaling pathway; immune response.
UGGAAACUGCCAAAAUAUCUGGUCAAGUGUCAUUGAAAAGUAUAAAUGCGUUAACAAUGAUUGCGGGUCUGAAGAGAGUGAUGACAAGUCAUACCUGUCAGCUGCUGGUAGUUACUGCUGUGCUCCACGCUGUUCAACUUGUCACCAGUUACAGCUUUAACAACUGCAUUAAUAAAGACUAUGGAAAAACAUUCACUUGUUGGAGACGGACUGCGGAAAAUAUAUCUGCAAUUGUGGGUGACCUGCCGCUUUCUACAAUCAACCUCACAAUCUCAUUUAAUCCAAUCAGGCACAUUCCGGACAAGAGCUUUGUUCAUUUACCAAACCUGAUACAGCUCAGUCUGGAACGAAACAAGCUAUCAACACUCGGUGAACAUGCUUUUCAGAGCCUGCAUCAACUUCAGGUGUUAAAUUUGAGCACAAACAACAUAUCACAUCUGGAACCCUUUUUAUUCAAAGACCUAAAAAAUCUCAACUUUCUGGCACUAACAUUGAACAAGUUAAAAGUCCUUCCAAACCAAAUAUUUUUAACAGUUUUAAAACUGCAAAUUCUACAUUUAGAGGAGAAUAAUCUUAACAAUUUUUCCCAAAUUGCUUCUGCAGUUUCUCACCUACAGAAUCUGAGAACCCUGAAUGUUUCUUUUAACAGUUUGACCUCUCUCUGCCACUCUAAUGCCUCUUUACCUCCGUCACUGUCUAACCUGUACAUACAAGGAAAUAAUUUGUCUUCUUUGGGGUGCCGUCGGUCCUUUUUCAGCAAGUUGAAAUAUUUAGAUUUGUCUUUCAAUCCGUGGAUCUCAACAGAGGCUUUUGAAGGAGUGGAUUUAGCCCAUUUAAACCAUUUGCGUUUGCAAGCCACAAAUGUCAGUAUAAUACAUUUUUUAAAUAAUAGUAACGUAAGACCUAAUUCUGUUGAUUUUUCUAAUACCAGCCUAACAAAUGACAGUUUAGUUGAGUUAUGCAAGGUCCUAGGUAGAAGAGCAAAAAAUAUUACACAUCUGAAUCUGAAUUUGAAUUUGAUACAACAACUGUCAUCGACAUCACUGCAGUACUGUCCUCAACACAUUGAGCAGGUGAGCCUAUCAAGAAACAAACUGAAGGACACAAACUGUCUGUUGUUUCUCAAUCACACCAAAGACAUUAAAGUUUUUAAAGCAGAGCAUAAUCAUCUUGGUGAGCUUGUUUCAUGCAAAGGAAAAAUUAUUUUUGAAAAUCUCAUAGACAUUAGCUAUCGCUACAACUGGAUUCUCUCUGUCAGUAACAAUGCUUUCUAUAAUACACCAAAUUUGGUUAGUCUUACUCUUAACAUGAAUUCAAUUGCAAAGUUAAGCAGGAAGGCCUUUGAGGGUCUGCGAAAUCUUGAGAAUCUACGAUUGGACAAUAAUCUAAUGAGAGACUUGUACAGUGAAUUGUUUCAAGACCAAGUUAACCUCAAAACACUUAAUUUAAAUUCAAAUCGUAUUUCAGUCAUUUUUAGCAGGGUAUUUAGCAGUUUAGGAAAGCUCAAAAUACUGGACCUUGGAGGAAAUACAAUAACUCGUAUAGAAAAACAAGGCUUUCAUGGGCUUACAAGUUUGUCCAAACUUAUUUUAGAUGACAACAAUCUCAAAGAAAUUGACUCUUCUCAGUACUACGCAUUUUCUGAUAAACUCAAAGUGCUAAGCCUUAAAAGCAAUAAAAUCAGCUUUUUCACUCAAACUACCAGUUCACCAUUUAUGAAUCUCAGUCAGCUCAGUAAGCUCAGUUUAGACAGUCAGCGGCCUUAUGGACUCAUUCUCUUACCCCAAUAUUUCUUUCGGGGCCUCCACUCUUUGAAAGAACUCUAUCUCACAAACAAUCACAUCUCUCAUUUGGCACCAGAUGCUUUUGAUGAUCUGACAGAGCUGCAAUAUUUAAACUUAGACUACUGCUGUGUGGGUGCCGUUCAGCUUCAGCCAGGAAUGUUCAAAAACUUGAGGAAUCUGACCCGACUGAUAGUUGAAAACAUGGGGCUCCAGAAUUUCUCAAAAGAAGUGUUUGGAAACCUCACAAAACUACAAUCAUUACAGCUUAACCGUAAUGUGAUGCAUAGUAUUGAUGUGGACACCCUUGAAAGUCUUCCAAACCUGGAAUACAUUGACAUACGCAAUGUUCCUCUUAGCUGCACCUGUGAGAACUCCCAGCUGCAAAACUGGACUGUGAACAAUGCCAACGUUCAGGUGGUGUUCCUACAUGACCACCCCUGUCAAGAAAGUACAAAACAUAAAUUCUACAGUUUUGAUACUAAGGUGUGUUAUGCAGACCUCGGACAGUACCUCUGUUUCAUCACAGCAGCUUUUCUUUUUCUUUUUACAAGUUUUCCAAUUAUUUACGUGAAGCUCUACUGGACGUUUAAGUACAGCUAUUUUGUGUUUCGUGCCUGGUUUAGUGAGCAGUGGCGCCGACUGAGAGAUGAGGAAGAAAACUGUGUAUACGACGCUUUUAUCUCAUACAAUUCCUCUGAUGAACAAUGGGUUAUGGAGCAGUUAGUGCCCAACUUGGAGGGAAACGGGUCCUCUUUCAAACUCUGUCUACAUCACAGAGACUUUGAGGUUGGACGUAACAUUGUCGAUAACAUUGUUUCAGCAGUGUACAGCAGCCGUAAAACCAUCUGUGUGGUGAGCAGGAACUUUCUCAGAAGUGAGUGGUGUUCAUUGGAAAUUCAACUGGCCAGCUAUCGCCUCUUUGAUGAGCACAGGGACGUUCUGCUUCCGGUUUUCCUGGAGACUAUUUCGGAGCAACAGAUUUCAUCCUAUCAUCGAAUGAGAAAGGUCAUGCUUAAGAAGACCUAUCUGCAGUGGCCCGGCUCUGACUGCACACACCCAGAACAAGCCCAAAAGCUGUUCUGGACCCAGCUACGGAGAGCUAUGAAGGAGAACAGCCAAUAUGAAAAUGACCUGUGCAAAAGUACACAGUCCGAGUGUGAAAUAUCAGGUGACAUACAUUACUUGCAACCUUGAUUGUAUAAACAUUUAU